UUCUAUAGAUUGCACGGUUGGCCCGCCGCACUCCGCCAGAUCUGCAUACAUGGUUCUGCUCUGGUUGCUCCGGAACUUUUGCAUUCGGCGUAUUGCACUACUUUCUAUUCAAAAGAUCCAUCCACAACUCUCAGUUGGCUCAAAUCCGCUAUACCAGCUCACUUGAAUUCAGGCAUAGUAAGAACUUUUAUUAGGGCCCCCCAUUUGCUCGCAUGAUCUUCAUUGGGCUAUUCGCCCUUAUCACACUCUUAUCCACCGUGAUAGCAGAUCAUCCAAUAAGGGCCAAAGGCGUUUGCUCCACGUAUGGAAACUGCGGCAAAAAGUCCAUUUUUGGCUCUCUGCUUCCAUGCGUCAAUAACACCCGGGCCGUGAAGCCAUCACAGGAAUCCAUGGACAUCUUGACCCGGGUGUGUGGCGCAGACUUCCCUGUAGAAAACGGUCUUUGUUGCUCCCACGAACAAUUGCUCAAUUUAGAGCUGAAUUUGAAGAAAGCAAGCCCCUUGAUUAGCUCAUGCCCUGCCUGCCAAAGAAACUUCUUUGAUUUUUUCUGCAAGUUUGCUUGCUCGGCAGACCAGUCCAUGUUCACUGAAAUCAUCCAGACACAACCCGCCAUUGACACGCAUUUGGAGGUCGUGACUGAAAUGACUGUCUACACAGACCCUGAUUACGCCGCUGCGUUUUUUGACUCAUGUAAAAACAUCAAGUUCUCUGCCACAAAUGGCUACGCUAUGGACUUGAUUGGCGGGGGUGCGUCAAACUACUCACAGUUCUUAAAAUUCUUGGGCGACGAAAAACCGCUUUUGGGUGGCCUGCCUUUUCAAAUCAAUUACCAGUAUGAAUUGACUGGAAACUCUGAGCUGGACUUGGAGUUGAGCUCGGGGAACAUGCGUGCAUGCGACGACGCUGUGUAUAGAUGUGCUUGUUCAGACUGUCCGCUGUCAUGUCCCACGCUUCCGGAAUUUCGUCGAUUCGAUCAAACGUGCAAAGUUUGGGGACAGCCAUGUUUUUCUUUGGCCAUUGGUGUGAUUUGGUUAGUCCUUUUCACACUUAUUGGCGCGUAUCAUGUUUAUCUAUCGCGGAGAAGCAAACAACAGUUCACAGACUUGAAUCUGACCUUGAACGAAAGCGAAGCAGAGCAAACCUUGGGAGAAGCUGAAGACAGAUCAGAAACAUCAAGCUCAAUCUUCAGUAACCGAGGUUUCACCUCUGGCUUUCUCGAUAAAAUAAGGAUUGGGUUUGAGAACUUAGCGCUUGUAUGCUCGUUUCAUCCGGUGAAAGUGAUACUGAUCUCGUUGCUUCUUGUGUUGUUCGCGUGCACUGGACUUCGCAAGAUAGAAUGGGAGUUGGAUCCCAUUCGGCUUUGGGUCAGUGAGGACGAGCCAGCAUUGAUUAACCGCCAGUAUUUCGAGGACAACUUCGGCGAAUGGUACCGAAUAGAACAGAUCAUCAUUAGCAAGGCCAACCUGUCUCAACCUGUGCUCGACUGGGAGACUGUACAGUGGUGGUUUGAAAAGGAGUUGGAACUUCAACUGCUUGAAGAUGAGCACAGCCAAGAAAUUGCUCUCGAAAGUUUAUGUUUCAAGCCUUUGGGGGAGACAUGUGCAAUCGAAUCGUUCACACAGUAUUUCCAGGGCCAAAUUCAGUAUCUUAGCAAAGAAAACUGGGCUCAGCAAUUAAGCUCGUGUGCAAAUUCACCUGUGAAUUGCUUGCCCACUUUCCAGCAGCCGUUGAAGCCCAACAUAUUGUUCUCCGAAGAGAACCCGUUGGACGCGAAGGCUUUUAUCAUCACUAUCCUUCUUAACAGCGACUCGAAAAACCAGAGCUACACAGCUAGGGCCGAGUUGUACGAGAAGGCACUUCAGAAAUGGAUCAAUGAGAUAAGAUUGGAACAACCUAAUCUUCAUAUCUCAUUCAGCACGGAGAUAUCUCUUGAGCAAGAGUUGAACCUGUCCUCCAACACAGAUAUGAAGAUUAUAGCAAUCUCAUAUCUAGUGAUGUUUUUGUAUGCUUCUGUGGCUCUCGGUGGGAAAAUCCCAAUAUCAUUGAACCUGAGAAAUUUUGUUUCCACAAGGUUUCAGCUUGGAUUGGCGGGGAUCAUGAUCAUAGUCUUGGCUGUUGCUGCAUCAGCUGGCAUCUGUGCACAGAUCGGGAUAAAGUCAACGCUCAUCAUAGCUGAGGUCAUCCCAUUUUUGGUAUUAGCAGUCGGCGUUGACAACAUUUUUUUAAUUGUGCAUGAGCUCAAGAUAAAUUCUGAGGUGCUGGUGGAUGAAUCACCGAGUCAGCGGCUUUCACUUGAGGGCCGAGUCUCUCGGACAAUGGGUAUCAUUGGACCAUCAUGUUUCUUGAGCUUUAUACUACAAGCUUCUAUGUUUUUGAUUGCGUCAACCGUCAAGAUGCCAGCAGUCCGAAACUUUGCUUUAUACUCCGCUGGUGCUAUCACGAUUAAUUUCACGCUUCAAAUGACGAUGUUUGUUCUGAUCUUGACAAUAGACCAGAGAAGAAUUGAGGACGGCAGAUUGGAUUUUGCUCCUUGGAUCCAUGCCGAUAGCCAAAUUUCUAUUCAGGCCGAUGAAAGAGGUCAUAUUGAGUAUGACUUUACUCUGUUCAUGAAAAACACAUAUGGCGCAUGGCUUUUGCAUGCCCCAAACAAGAGAAAGAUACUUACAAUCUUCUUAGUAUGGCUUGGGAUAUCUCUAAGCUUGCUCCCAAAUAUCGAGCUUGGCCUUGACCAACGCUUAGCCAUACCCUCUGACUCGUACUUGGUCGACUACUUCAACUCAGUUUAUGAGUAUUUAAAUGUUGGGCCACCAAUUUUCUUCAUUGUGAAGGACUUGAAUGUCACAGAGCGGGAAGGCCAACAAAAACUCUGUGGGAAGUACUCAACUUGCGACGAGUUUUCAAUAGCAAAUAUUCUCGAACAGGAAUACAAGCGUGGAAACUUGUCCUCAAUCGCGGAGCCAGCUUCAAACUGGUUGGAUACGUUCUUAAACUGGCUCAACCCUGACCUUGAUCAAUGCUGCCGAUUUAAGAAAACUGCCGUUGGAGAGGAGUUUUGCAGCCCAUACGCUUCUCCCCGACAGUGUGUAUCAUGCUAUGCUGACCAUCAACCACCUUACAACAUACUGAUGGAGGGGCUUCCCACUGGGGUUGAUUUUAUGAUGUACUUCAACCAAUGGAUCGAGGAACCAAGCGACCCAUGUCCACUUGGCGGAAAGGCACCUUAUGGGACAUCAGUGAGCUACGACAGUGAGACGAUAAAAAGCAGUUAUUUGCGCACAAGUCACAAACCAUUACGGUCUCAAAAUGACUUCAUUGUGGCAUACAAGAAUGCAUUGAGAAUCGUCGAUGAGAUACGUGAACAUUCUUCUUAUGACACAGAAUUGUUUGCAUUCUCGCCAUUUUAUGUCUUCUUCGUUCAGUAUGAAAACAUAGUGUGGCUCACAUUUGUUACUCUAGCUGCAGCAGAGCUUAUCAUUUGGAUAGUGAGUUCAAUUCUUUUGGGGCUGUUCAUAUCAGCCACUAUACUAACGCUCACAGUGGCAGCUGUAAUAUUGAACAUUGGAGGCAUAAUGGCAGUGUGGGGAAUAUCCCUUAACGCCGUGAGUUUAGUAAAUUUGGUCAUUUGUCUUGGGUUGGCGGUCGAAUUUACCGUGCACAUUUCAAAGGCAUAUUUGUCAGCGAGAGAUGAAACUGAAGAAGAGAAUACCUUCCACGGAGUUACAUUGGCAUCUAAGGCGCUAGGCAGAGUGGGUGGCUCAGUGCUUGGAGGAAUUACAAUGACCAAAUUGAUCGGAAUUGCUGUCCUUGCCUACACACAGUCUCAGAUAUUCGAAGUUUUCUACUUCCGAAUGUGGCUCUCGUUGGUGGUCGUGGCGUCUACGCAUGCGCUAGUGCUACUUCCCAUCUUGCUCAGCAUUUUUGGUGAGAAAUAA
Molecule: messenger RNA, 3932 nt
Organism: Metschnikowia bicuspidata var. bicuspidata NRRL YB-4993
Lineage: Eukaryota; Fungi; Ascomycota; Pichiomycetes; Serinales; Metschnikowiaceae
Gene: NCR1
Product: sphingolipid transporter
Exons: 3
Coding region: 213-3932 (1239 amino acids)
Cellular component (GO): membrane
Source: RefSeq, a predicted model, not a curated record